AUGGCUUCCACGGCUCCCACCAAGGCCAAGCACGACUGGGCCGACGACGAUGAUAUCGAGGAGACCAGCACCGAGCUGCCCGCGCCCCAGACCAUCGCCAACAAGGACGGCACCAAGACCAUCAUCACAUACCGCCUCAACGACGAGGGCCAAAAAGUGAAGACGACGCGCCGCAUCCGCUACAUCACGCACACGGAAAAGGUCAACCCGCGCGUGGCCGACCGCAAGAGCUGGGCCAAGUUUGGCGCCAGCUCCAACGACGGCGCCGGCCCGGCGCCAGACACCACCUCCAUCGCUGAGAACAUGAUCUUCCGGCCGAGCGUCAGCUGGCGCAAGGACGCGAAGGACGAGAGCGCCGACCCCAACGCGCAGGCCAUGAAGGACAAGCUCAAGGACAAGAAGGUCAAGUGCCGCAUCUGCAACGGCGAACAUUUCACGGCGAGGUGUCCGUACAAGGACACCAUGGCCCCGAUCGGCGAGAACGGCGCCGCCGACGUCGCGGCGGGCAUGGGCGACGAACCCUCCGCCGGUGGCGCGGGCGGUGCGGGCGGCGUGGGCGCCAAGAAGGGCUCCUACGUGCCGCCAGCGCUGCGCGGAGGCGCCACGGCAGGGAGCACCAUGGCGGGCUCCAAGUAUGGCGAGCGGGACGACCUCGCUACGCUGCGUGUUACCAACGUUUCGGAAAUGGCCGAGGAAGGGGAGCUGCGCGACAUGUUCGAGCGCUUUGGACGUGUUACCAGAGUAUACCUGGCCAAGGACAGGGACACGGGUAUGGCGAAGGGAUUCGCCUUCAUCAGUUUUGCGGAUCGGGGCGACGCCGUCAAGGCGUGCAGCAAGAUGGACGGAUUUGGUUUCAAGCAUCUUAUUCUGCGUGUGGAGUUCGCGAAGAAGCCCCAGUAA
Cordyceps fumosorosea ARSEF 2679 is the source of this 900-nucleotide messenger RNA. RefSeq names its product eukaryotic translation initiation factor 3, subunit 4. The record is from RefSeq and is a predicted model, not a curated record. The transcript is spliced from 3 exons. NCBI's taxonomy places the organism in Eukaryota, Fungi, Ascomycota, Sordariomycetes, Hypocreales, Cordycipitaceae. Gene Ontology annotation, cellular component: cytoplasm; eukaryotic translation initiation factor 3 complex. The coding region runs from base 1 to 900 and encodes 299 amino acids. Gene Ontology annotation, molecular function: RNA binding; translation initiation factor activity.